Molecule: messenger RNA, 3273 nt
Organism: Brettanomyces bruxellensis
Lineage: Eukaryota; Fungi; Ascomycota; Pichiomycetes; Pichiales; Pichiaceae
Exons: 1
Coding region: 1-3273 (1090 amino acids)
Biological process (GO): protein import into peroxisome matrix
Cellular component (GO): peroxisomal membrane; cytosol
Molecular function (GO): ATP binding; ATP hydrolysis activity
Source: RefSeq, a predicted model, not a curated record
AUGCCAAUUGCAUUUUCUGAUAUUGAGACUAAAUCGAUGGAUGACUGGUGGAAGUUCAGACUCACGCUAUCCGUUGAUACACAAAGCUCUUUUCAGUAUGCAAUAGUAAGUGAAGAAACAUACUCACUUCUGUAUGGCAACGCAAGGCCUGAAGGAAAUGAAAGGGAAGAUAUCAUUUCCUUAAAGUUUAUUGGUUCUGAUGUUUUCAAAAAUCCCCAUAUUUAUCCCGUUAGUGUUGGUGAAAGUGUUGAAAAUGGCACUGUUGAAUUGCAUAAUCUCCACUUGCUUCAGAAGUAUGGACUAUCUUUUGGAGUCGAGUUUUGCGAAGUUAAGAGGAUCAGGAAGGUACUUCCAUUGACAAGAAUAUAUAUUUCAUUUCCAGAGGAAGUGUACAAUAUUCUCCGUGCAAUAUCAACCAAUAAAUUCAGGCAACUACUUGCUGAUGAAGUAGAUUCGAAUCCUUCCAAAGUUCUCAUCCAUACAGGCGAUUGGUUCAGACAACUUCAUGGUGACGUUUUUAAAACUGAACCAAUCAAGCAGGGAUACAUGAUUAUGGCAACAGAAAUUGUUGUUGUGAAAAGACAGCAUAAUAUGUCUAGUCAAACUGAGGCUCAAUGUGAUUCUGAGAGUUUGCUAGAGCUCAAUUCAGACAUCCUCGAUUUUUCUAUCAGUAAUGAGUCUGGCCACAAGUACAAGUUUUCAGUUGUGUCGUUGAGGAGAGAUUCUCUCAAAAAAUAUGUUAAGCAUGAUGAAGCUGACCAGUAUAGCAAAGAGGACGAUGAAUAUCACGCAUGCCUUAAAGUGUCUGAUAUGCUAAAGAUGAAUAUUUUGUACGGAGACUUUGUUAAAGUGUCGACAAACGGAAAGAAGGUGUGUGUACGAAUUUUUCCAUUUGUUGAUCCAAGUAGUGUCCAAUCUGGAACCAUUCACUGCUCACCUCUUUUGCUCUUAAAUUUAGGGUGGCCAUCAAUCGUAAGUUUAGAGCCAAUGGGUUCAGAUCAUUAUCUGGGGAGCACACUAUCGGAUCUUUUUCCGAUUGCAACUUCGGUAACAAUUUCAAGAGUGGCAAUGCCGAUAACAUUAGAUCGCAGAGUUCAAAGUUUAGCCCUCAAGAGUUUAAUGCUUUACUUCAAGGAACGCCGGCGUGUGAUUUGCAAAAAUCAAUUUGUUGGAGUCCCAAUUGACACCGACUUGGGAAGAACCAUGUUUGAGGUGAAUCCAGAAGAAGAUAUACCCACAGAAUUAAUCGUAUCUACGAAGCCAGAUGUGAUUAUUUGGUACAAAAUAACUGCCGCUGCUAUCCAGACUGAAAAGGCUAUUAGUACAGACAACAUUUCUGAUUACCGAAUGUGUACUGUUGUUCCAGACAGCACAAGACUGUUACAGGCAGGUCUGUUGUCAGAAACAAUUCCAACAUCCGGGUGGUCAAAUAACACUCUGGAUGCUUAUUUCAACAUUCCCAGAGUAUUUACGUACCCAUCGGACACGACAAAUGGUUCUGGUACGUUUUCAUACGCGGAAAAGCUUAGGAAGAUUGUCAAAACGUCAUUUAGGAUCCAGGAUGAAAUUUCACUUGGGGCAAUGAUACUACUUAAGAGUACUGUUCGAUGUGCGGGCAAGUCUACAUUGAUGAAAAGUGUUGCAAGUGAGAUUGGAGCCAACUUAUUGAUACUUGACGGAUAUGAUAUUUUAACGCCGGGAUCACCUGGUAAGACAAUCGGUACAUUACGAGGCAAAGCAGACCGUGUUGUGGAAAGUUGCUCAAAGUUAAUCAUUUUUAUCAAACACAUCGAGGCUUUAUCCAGGAAAACUGAUCCACAACAACAACAACAACAACAACAAAGUAGGCAGGCGAACACACUCUCAUUAAAGCUUUGUGAAACCAUGGUAGAAUAUUCAAACAAAGGUGCCAUAAUUGUAUUUUCAUCGAAUGAUCCUGACUCUAUCUCGGAGGUUGUUCGUUCCCAUGUAGAGUUUGAAAUCAUGGUUGGUGUACCAAAUCAGCUAGAAAGAGAGAUCAUGCUCAAAAGUAUGAUUUCUAACAUGAACGAUGAUGAUAAUCAUUACGUGAUGGAUAACGAUGUGUCAUUAGAAGGCCUUUCGAUCAAGAGUGCCGGUCUCUCUAUUGGUGAUUUAAGUUCGGUUGUUGAAGAUGCCAAGAACGGAAGUAUAGAUAGUGCGGAGAAACUUGCGGAGGAGAAUGAAAUUUCAGUUGAACAACUGGUACAACUAAAUGAGGGUAGCUUUAGAGUCACACUAGAGAAUUUUGAGAGUGCCAUUAAUAAAUCUAGGGCCAAGAACAGUGAUGCGAUUGGAGCACCACGGAUUCCAGAUGUGAAGUGGGGGGAUAUCGGUGGUCUUGAAAAUGUAAAAGGUGAAAUAUUGGACACCAUUGAAAUGCCAUUGAAGCAUCCGGAAUUGUUUGGCGAGGGUGUGAAAAAAAGAAGUGGAAUAUUGUUUUAUGGACCACCAGGUACUGGCAAAACGUUGCUUGCCAAAGCCAUAGCAACCAACUUCUCGUUGAACUUCUUUUCUGUGAAGGGACCAGAGCUCCUUAAUAUGUACAUUGGAGAAUCUGAAGCAAACGUGCGGAGAGUGUUCCAGAAGGCACGUGAUUCGAAACCAUGCGUUAUAUUCUUUGAUGAGUUGGAUUCAGUUGCUCCAAAAAGAGGAAAUCAGGGUGAUUCUGGUGGUGUUAUGGAUCGAAUAGUUUCCCAGCUACUUUCAGAAUUGGAUGGUAUGAGCAGUUCUGGUGGUAACGGGGACGGUGUUUUUGUUGUGGGUGCAACUAACCGUCCAGAUCUUUUAGAUGAAGCUCUUUUACGGCCUGGAAGGUUUGAUAAGAUGCUUUAUCUAGGAAUUUCAGAUACUCACGAGAAGCAGGCGAAGAUAAUUGAAGCAUUAACUCGAAAGUUUAAACUUUCAGAUGAUUGUAAAGCACCCGAAAUAGCUGCUAUGUGUCCAUACAACUAUACGGGUGCAGACUUUUAUGCUUUAUGCUCUGAUGCAAUGCUUAAUGCAAUGAUUCGAACCGCCGGUAAAGUUGACAAAAAGGUGGCUACGUUUAACAUUGAAAGAAAUUCAAAAGGUGAAAAGCCGGUAAAUACGAGAUAUUGGUUCGAUCAUAUUGCCAAAUCAUCUGACACAAGUGUUACAGUUACAUUGAAAGAUUUUGAGAAGGCCAGGAAAGAGAUGGUCUCGUCUGUUAGCACAGAGGAGUUGAAUCAUUAUCUUAAAGUGAGGCAGGAGUUUGAAGGGUCUAAGAGUGGAUAA